CACCGGCGUCGAUGCCGCCAUCUGACGGACGGGAGACUGCACGCACGCAGCACCGGGUGUGCGGAGUCACCUAAUAAAGCUUGAAAGACGCAACAUACCAUAUCCACCCACGCGACCAGCCGGCUGAACGCACCCCCCAUCUGCACCAGGCUGGCUUGUUACAUCUCUUGCGACGCGCCUUUCGAGAACCCCUUUGGUGUCAAUCGGUUGACGCCGCGGUCUGCACGUACAUAAACCCCUUCUGGAAAGCCCUGUCCUGUCCUCGUAGUCUGCAACCUGCGGCCUUUUUUCUCGAUAUCGGCCUGCCUGACUGACUCAUCGACGUCAAUUUGGUGCGCACCUUGAGAAUCAGGCUCACUCACACACGCACACAUAAAGCUUUUUACUCUUCCCAUCGCUCACAGCCGCAGCAGCAGCAACAACAGCAGCAGCAUCUCGCAACCAUGGUCAAGGAACGCUCAGACAUCACCUACUUCGGCGCCGGCCCGGCCCUGCUGCCGACCGACGUGCUGGACAAGGCGGCGCAGGCGCUGCUCAACUUUGAAGGCACGGGGCUCGGCAUCGCGGAGCACUCGCACCGCUCGGCGCUCGCGACUAAGAUCAUCAACGAGGCCAAGGCGGACCUCGCGUCGUACCUGGACAUCCCCGAGGACUACGACGUGCUCUUCAUGCAGGGCGGCGGCAGCGGCGAGUUCUCCGCCACGGCCUACAACCUCGUUGGCGCCUGGACCCUGCGCCAGCGCAACCGCAUCUUCGGCCACCUCAAGCAGCACAGCGACGCCGACGACCUCAACGAGCCCGCCCUCGUCCAGGAGCUCAAGACCAAGGUCGAAAAGGACCUCAAGAUCGACUAUAUCGUCACCGGCAGCUGGUCCAAAAAGGCCGCCGCCGAGGCCGCCCGGCUGUUUGGCCCCGAGCACGUCAACGUCGUGGCCGACGCGCAAAAGCAAAACGACGGCAAGUUUGGUACCAUCCCCGACGAGGCGUCGUGGAAUCUCUCCGACGAUGCCGCCAUGGUCUACUACUGCGACAAUGAGACGGUCGACGGCGUCGAGUUCCCCGGAUUCCCCAAGUGCCUGGAGCCCAAGGCGGACGGCACGGGGCCCAUUGUCGUCGCCGACAUGUCGUCCAACAUUCUGUCCCGCAAGAUACCCGUCAGGAACUUUUCCGCAAUCUUCUUCGGCGCCCAAAAGAACCUGGGCGCCGCGGGCGUCACCGCCGUCGUCAUCAAGAAGAGCCUGCUGCCCCAGCCCUCUGCCACCCUGAUGAGGCACCUCGCCCUGCCGCUGCCGCCGAUUGUCCUGCAGUACGAGAUCAUUGCCAAGAACAACAGCCUCUAUAACACCCUGAGCAUUUUCGACGUGUAUGUCGCUGGCCAGGUCCUCAAGAAGCUGCUGGCGACCUACCCCGACAAGGUCAACGGCCAGGAGACCGUGUCCGAGAAAAAGGCCGAGCUCAUCUACGGCGCCCUCGACGCGCACCCGGACGUCUACAGGGUCGUGCCGGCAAAGAGUGCGCGCUCAAGGAUGAACGUGUGCUUCCGCGUGAGCAAGGGUGGCAACAUCGACGAGGCCGAGAAGGCCUUCCUGGCCGAGGGCGAGAAGGUUGGGCUGACGGGCUUGAAGGGCCACCGCAGCGUGGGUGGCAUCCGUGCCAGCAAUUACAACUCCAUCUCGCUCGAGGGAGCCGAGAAGCUGGCCAAAUUUAUCAACUCCUUUGCCCAGGCGUAGAGAGCAGGUCUGAGGACGAAGAGGGAUAGAGGGUUUCAAUUGCGUGUGGCGUAGGUCUGAGUGCUGUCAACACCGAAAAGCGUCCCUUGAUUUCAACAUGGCUCGCUGCAGAUGAUUUAGUCGCGAAUCAAAAGAAGCAUAUUCCUAAUACAGGAUACCAUUUUUUUCGA
This is a messenger RNA of Purpureocillium takamizusanense, 1900 nucleotides long. RefSeq names its product Phosphoserine transaminase (gene SER1). The record is from RefSeq and is a predicted model, not a curated record. Gene Ontology annotation, biological process: L-serine biosynthetic process. Gene Ontology annotation, molecular function: O-phospho-L-serine:2-oxoglutarate transaminase activity; pyridoxal phosphate binding. The transcript has 2 exons. The coding region runs from base 444 to 1730 and encodes 428 amino acids. NCBI's taxonomy places the organism in Eukaryota, Fungi, Ascomycota, Sordariomycetes, Hypocreales, Ophiocordycipitaceae. Gene Ontology annotation, cellular component: cytoplasm.